Molecule: messenger RNA, 3882 nt
Organism: Passer domesticus (house sparrow)
Lineage: Eukaryota; Metazoa; Chordata; Aves; Passeriformes; Passeridae
Gene: SAMSN1
Product: SAM domain, SH3 domain and nuclear localization signals 1
Exons: 19
Coding region: 760-2856 (698 amino acids)
Biological process (GO): negative regulation of B cell activation; negative regulation of peptidyl-tyrosine phosphorylation
Cellular component (GO): nucleus; cytoplasm
Molecular function (GO): phosphotyrosine residue binding
Source: RefSeq, a predicted model, not a curated record
GGCACCGGCCUUGCUGGGUCACGACGUACCGACUUUUAUUAAGGCGUGCCCUUUUCGUGAGAGAGUGUUUGGUGAAUGUGUUGGGUCUGUAAUUAAAAUGCUAAAAUACGGUUCUGGGAGAAAGUUUAACGGAUUAUUAUCUUUCCUGCGCAGAAGAAAGAGAGUGCUAGGACAUAUCUGUUUAAAGUGACUGUGCAAGUGACAUUUUGAUGUUCCAUAUUUAUGGUGCUCUCCCCCAGUCACUUGCAUAUAAAGGGCUGGAUUAUACCAGCCUGGCCCAGGAAGAGGUCGGAGAAUGAACCUGGGGCACAACCACUCCCGAGUGCCACACAGCCUUCCCCCUGCACAGAGCCACACAAAAUCAUUUAGGUUGGAAAAGACCUCCAAGAUCAUCGAGUCCAACCUUUUCCCGUGCUUCCUGUGGCUGGGAUGCCACUUUGAUCAGGACAACAUCAAAGCCUUAUUUAUUCUUCCAUGCUGAGCUCUGUCUCUGUGGUGGUGUGACUCCUAGCCCCUGCUUUCAAGCUCUUCACAGACAACCCUACUUUACUAAUAUGUGAAACCAGCCCGAAAUUAUAACUGAAAAAGAGGCCUGAGAAAAGCCUUCAAGAAGACUUUUACAUAGCUCACAGCAAGCUGGAAAAGUUAAUCUCCAGGGAGAAAUGUACAAACAGCUGGGAGAGCAAGAAGGAACGACAUUGUGCGGCAGGAGUUUGUGGAGCAGAAUUUUAGGGUGCUGGAUUGGAUCUCAACACCAACAUGAAUCUUUUCUGUUUUUCUCUGGAGGGCUCGAUGGACAGCCUGUAUGAGCCUGUCCCAGAACAUCAGGAAGCCAAGGAUACAGCUACUCUUGAAAGCCAGGCUGGCACUCCAGUGAGCACACCUGGAAACUGUGGGCCACCUGACAGGUCUAUGUCUUUGGAGUUUCCUGACUUUGAGAACACACUGACCAAAAAAAGAAAGCGGGGCCCCACUAGACUCAGAACAUCAAUGUUAUCUGUGUCUGUUGCUGAAAAAUCUCAAAAUGGAUCCAUCCAGAAGUCCAUGUCUGAAAAUGAAGCAUUUGACAGGAAAAAUGUGAAUGGCACACUUUGGCAGGGUUCCAGGAAGCCAGAGAAUGAUUCGUACAUCAGAAGGCACUGCCAGCUUGAAGAAGAUAAUAUUAUUGCUGAUGGAAUACAUUUGCUCCAAGGAAAGAAGAUAGAAGAAACAACAUGUCAGGUGAUAAACUAUGAGCAAUGGAUCCCACCACGAGUUCACAAUCCAGGUGUGCCUGGCAACAGUGACAUGGGUACAGAACCAGACAAUAAAGCUGAGUCCAGGGGAACACUAAAAAGACUGCAGAAAUUGGUCCGAACAAAGAAAACAAGUACACAAAGCUUGGAAGAUGUCAAGCACGUUCUGGUUCCCCUCAAUACCUUAGAAGAUGCUUAUCUCUCUGAAGAGGAUGAAGAAGCACUAACUUCUUGCAUGAAGCUGACAAAGCCCCAGGAAAAGAAGACAUGGAAAGAUAACACAAGAAGAAAAGAAGAGACUGAGACCAGGACAGAUUUUAUUUCUGCAUCUCUGGGCCGCUCAUACACUUCCAGACUUAAUAACUUAGGAACUAUUUCAAUUCAUUCUGAAACUGAAUUUCACUUGUGGAGUGACUGGAAGCCGUUUCCUGACAACCAGCUCUGUCCUUGUGACUUUUUAAUUUCAAAAAUAGAAGAAUGGGAAAACUGUACUUGCUCUUCUCAUCAGCCACAUCUUACAUAUUCCCUAACAGAUAUGGAUCUACAGUACUCCUGGCGCACGAGCAGCUUUGGGAGCUUUGACCGUUUCAGGCAUCACUCGAUAUCAAAGGCAGAUGAUUCAGCUGAGAUAUCUGAGCUGGAGACUAUAAGUGACAUUGGGGAAGCAGUACAAAUCAAAGCAGCAAACAAUGGAGGAAGUCUGAGUAAGAAGAUGAGAGCCAUUUCACUUACCAUGAAGAAAAAGAUGGGUAAAAAAUACAUCAAGGCACUCUCUGAGGAGAUGAAUGAAGAGGGAAAAGAAGACAGUGAUCCUGGUGGUGGAACACACACUGAGAAGGUCUCCCUAAAAACCAGUGACUCUCUGGAAAGUCUCUAUAGUCUGAACAGUGGCCAGAGCUCAUCUAGUGGGGUGACCAGCUGCUCGGAUGGCACGAGCAACAGGGACAGCCUGCGCUUGGAGGACGAGGUGCCCUACAACGGCCCCUUCUGCGGCCGAGCCAAAGUGCACACCGACUUCACUCCCAGCCCGUACGACACCGACUCGCUGAAAAUCAAGAAAGGAGACAUCAUAGAUAUCAUCUGCAAAACUCCCAUGGGCAUAUGGACAGGCAUGUUGAACAACAAAGUAGGAAAUUUCAAGUUCAUUUAUGUGGAUAUUAUCUUGGAAGAAGAAGCUGCACCCAGAAAGAUCAACCCACACAGAGGAAGCAAAAGGACCAAGCCCAAAACAUUGCAAGAGCUCCUGGAAUGUGUCCACCUGCAGGAAUAUGCCUCAACCCUCCUGCUGAAUGGCUAUGAAACUCUAGAGGACUUAAAGGAUCUACAUGAAAGCCACCUCAUUGAAUUAAAUAUUUCUAACCCAGAAGACAGGGCAAGAUUGUUAUCAGCAAUUGAAAAUCUCCAGGACUGUGACAUUGAAGAACAGCAGAAGAGCGAGGAUGGUCAGGAGACGCAAAACUUAAGCCCUCACCAGAGUUUUGACAAAUCACAGUUAAAUGACUGUCCAAGAGAUUCUGGCUGUUACAUCUCAUCAGAAAAUUCAGAUAAUGGUAAAGAAGAAGCAGACCCAGAAGCCCUGUCUGACAUGGUGCAGUCAAUAACAAUCAGUGAGUCAAACUGAUUCGGUCCUGCUGCUUUUCUGCAGAUUUUCAGGAAAGACAAUCACAUUUGUCAGUACAGUGGCACAGAAGCAGAAUACAAAAUAUUCUCAACACUGAAAAUCUACUUAUUUCUGAAUCAUGAUGCUGUAAACUGCUUCAUAUGUGGACACUCAAUAGCUAAAUGUUAGUUGAUGAUAAGAGUUUCUCAUGUUUUUCUUUUCAAUGAAUCCACAAGUAUUUCCCUGAAAAAGUUUAUACAAAAGUAUUUAUAAAUAUUUGUACAGCAAAUGCCUUUUCUAUAAUAGCAGAGACUUUUUCUAGGUAGUGGUUCAUAAUCUGGAGAUGUUAAUUUCUGUAACUAUCCAAAAUGUAAAUAUUGUACAGAUUUAUUUUAAAAAUAUAUGGAUUAAUCAUACUGUCUCUAUUUUCAGCUGUGUUUUGCUUAUUUGUGUACAGAAUGUCUUUUCAUUGAUAUGUAAUCAUAAUGAAAAGGUGGAUGCAGUCAUGCCCUACUUUGAAAAGUACCAAUUCUCACUAAUAUUAAAGCUGUUUCAUACAACUCACUUUUGUCCAGAGUGAGCUCUAAAGUAGACUCAUUUCCUGUACUUUUUACUGGAGGCAUGCGAGAACUGUAGGGUGAAUCUGAAUCCAGUUUUCUGCUGUCCUUAUGUUGUGGAAGAACAGAGCCAUCCGAAUGGCAGUGGCAAUUUUUUUAUGGCUCUUUUCAAACCUGUUCUCAUUUGUCCCAAGCAUUAUACAGAGAGUUCAAACUCAGAGAAGAAAGCCAUCAGGAUCAGUGCUGUGCUUUUAUGAUAAUGUUUUGUGAAGGUGUUGCCUUUUGUGUGUGGUGUGAAGUUUGUUACUAGAAUAUUUGUUUGUGUACAGAACUCGGAAGCUAACAUGGUUAUUGUACCUGAUUCUCUUUCAUAGGAGAUUUUAUUGUCUUUUCCCAGUAUAUUUCACACUGGAAAACACAUUUUAACUGCCUGUCUUCUUUUAGAGUACUUUAAUAAUAAACAGAACCAUGUGUUUAAGCCCUUUAAAAA